Spirodela intermedia is the source of this 4428-nucleotide messenger RNA. Lineage: Eukaryota; Viridiplantae; Streptophyta; Magnoliopsida; Alismatales; Araceae. The record is from the annotation of a GenBank genome assembly.
AUGGAAAGAUUGCAGAGAAUUUUCUCCGGCGCCGGGGGGAUGGGGCAUCCCCCGUCCGACGCCCCACUGCUCGAUUCCUCGGAGCAGGUCUACAUAUCGUCCCUCGCGCUGCUCAAGAUGCUCAAACACGGUUGGUUCCGAAAACUAGGGUUUUACUUGGCGUCGUUUUUCUUUCUCUCUCACUUACUGUUUUCUAUGUUGAAUUGGGAAGCAUCGACAUUUAGUAUCUGAUUGCGGAAUAACAUCUGUGGGCAGGGAGGGCCGGGGUUCCCAUGGAGGUGAUGGGGCUGAUGCUGGGAGAGUUCGUGGACGAAUAUACAGUGCGAGUUGUGGACGUGUUCGCGAUGCCGCAGAGUGGGACUGGCGUCAGUGUUGAAGCCGUGGAUCAUGUCUUCCAGACCAACAUGCUUGACAUGCUCAAGCAAACUGGCAGGUGCUUUGUCCCCAUGCUUUGUCCCUAUACACUUACAUCUGUGCGUUCCGGACACAACUCGAUGGUCUGAUUCUCUCCCGAGUUAAAUUAAUUGCCAGAAAAUCCCUUAUCCGGAGUGUUUACUUCUCUCUCUAAACCCUGCGGCUCAAUGACUAAUCGAAUUAAGCCAUCCGUGGUACAGAUCUGAUUAGUGGAAGGGAAUUGAAGGGAGAGAUUCAGUAUCUUCCCAAAUGUACAUAGAGAACCCUCGCUAAUUGGCCAAAUAGUUAUAGGUUUCUGACGACCUUUCUCCUCUCCCUUAAAUUUAUUAAUGAGCUAGACUUGCAUGUUUUAUUUAGUUAACUAGAGGAAUUGUAUAACUUCACGAGAGGUUAUCCCGAAUCCAAAUGUAUAUGCUUCGUGUUUCUCAUUGUUCCAUGAUUUGAUUCCUCUGAAAUUAUUGUUCCUCGACAUUAACAUGUAUGUGCCACAAAAGCAUUGCUCCUUCAAGAUUUGCUUGAUAGUUAUUGAAGGUCUAUAUAUUGUUUGUCAACUCAGAGAAGUGGGCGUGGAACGGAAAAAAGGAAAAAGAAUUUUGCAAACAACUGUUCACACCCUUCACCGUGGUUCACACUAUCUUAUUGACUCAGAUAUUUCUUACGAUGGAAUAUCUCUCAUCUUUGCAUCAAUGUAUUUUCAUGUCCCCAGCUUUUGAACUGAGCGCAACUGAGCUUAUUGUUUCAUGUCUUUAUUUCAUUUUUUUGUUGAUUAUGAUCACCGCUGAGGUGAGCCUGGUCUUUCCCGAGUUUUACAGGCUAGUGUCUCCAGUUAAAACCAGGGAAAAAAAUGGAAAGUUUGGCGAUGGUAUUCUCAAGGAAAAAUGGACAGUCUCAAUGGUAUCUGGCCUAUGGCCAGAAUUCAUUUUCUUUCAUGUAGUCGUCUGAGAAUCUCCUGCCUAAAAGUCCCCUUUCUAUCUCUCAUCUGAUUUCAAUUGAUGUGCUUAUGGGCACCCUUUUCUCACACAUUAUUGUCGUUGGAGUAAUAAUGUGAGUGUUAUUUACUUACAUCCUUCAGCUGGGUUAGAUCUCCUGGGAAUCUCUUCAACAUCUUACCCAUUUUUCCAAUUUUCUGGGUAUGAUAAUGCGUAGAAGUGAUAAGAAACGACUAUAUUUAAAUUCUGCUCCUGAGCAUAGGAAAAAAUUUACACAUUAAAUGAUUUAAUUCGGAACCCGAAUAACUGACUCAGCUGAGUCAGCAGAAAAGAAUUGUUUCCAUGUAAGCUGUGGAUUUCGUUUUUCUUCUUGGUUAUUGAACUUUUAAACGACAACUUUACAUUUAUUGGCCUUGUAAAAUUUUGAAUGGGUGGUAAUGAAGAUAAUAAGUGAUUUGGAAUCUAAUACGAUGAGUCCUGUAUUAGGGCUCUCUAGGAUAGGGGAUGAUAACAUCCUUUGAAGGAGAAAUUUCAGUGGGGUGGAGUGAUUCUCCUUCCAAAGAGAUAUGGCUACGAUUACUGAGCGAUAUCUAAAAAGGGCAUGAAUAAUGCAUUCUGAAAUGUGAUGGACGGCCGCAAUUUGGACCUGUGAUUUGCCUCUUUGCUCCACAUGUGUUGAAGCCUGGUGGUUCCUUGAGUACAUCUUCUUGAGAAAAUUGAGCUCUUUGUCAUUGAACAGAAAGAUGAUUGCUGGGUAGAUAGAUGCAUCCCUGGUUAGCAGCAGGUCUCCUGUAAAGCAUCGGAACAUGGCUGUGGAAUGCUGCUGACGAAUUGGGCCAUCUUACUCCAAACCCAUUCCCUUUCAAUAUGGAUACUACACCUGUAGUAAUCUCCAGAUAUAACGACCUUUUUCAACCUCGUACACAUUGUUCACGUUGUAUAUGCUUAGAAGUUGGACUUAUAAAACAUAUAUUGAAUCAGACUUUUGUGGUCAAAGGGGCUGAAACAUGAGUUAUUAGGUUUUUCCGAAUGACAUUUCAUCCCAGUUUUUCCUUCAGAACAUUUCUUCAGUUUGACAGAGGACAUCAGUGGUGGAAAAACAGCUAGUUUUGGCGAAAGUUAGCAUUGAUAUUAUCGAAGCCUACAUGAACAUCUUCGUGAGUUCUACGCUUUGCUUCGCACGAUUUUGAAAAUUUGGUAUUCAGAAUUGGAGAAGGUCAUUUCGAGUUUCUAGAGGGAUUUUCCUGUGUUUCAGGUAUGAGCUUAAUGAUACUUACCCUAGGAGCUCACUAAAUAGCCCAUAAAGGUUCCCUUCGAAGGAAACAGAUAAUGUUUUAAUUUUUUUCGUACCUCGUCGAUAAUCAAAGUCAUAGUCCUACAUAUAUUAUGGCAGAGGCGAUCAAGUUCUGCUGACUGGUUUGCUGUUGUACCUUUAUAAUUAUCAACGUUCUUCUCUAAAUGACAUUGGAACAUGAAAUUGAUUUUAUGUGUCCCUUGCAGAUUUUUACGUUGCGAUCUUCGGUCUGUGCGAGGAUAGUCUUAUGAAAUCUUUAGAAUAGUCAAUACCGAUUUCCUGUGACUGGACAUGAAGAAUGUCAAGGAAAAUUGGCCUGUUCGACAUGCUUGGCCGGGCCAGGCUUGGCCUUCAACAGGAUCCGACACAGGAAACCAUUCCAAGAGGCCACCUGCUCAUGAGUCUGUUUUUUUAAUAUUUUUUUCGGGUCUAUUCCUAUAUAAAGUGGUGGGUCCUAACCAGACCACUGACAUUCACUUGGCCCCAACGAGGCUUGGCCCACUUAACCCCAGUAUAUUUACUAAAUGAUCGAAUCAAGAAAUAUGAGACGAACUAUCUUGCAAUUCUCUCUGAAAACGUGAACGGAUUAGUCAGUCGUGUUUCUAUCUUUUGCCAUCUCAUUCUGUAAUGUGUAGCUCUGGUGAGAUUUGGUACGAUAUUUUUUCUUUAUACAGUGGUCAUGGAAAUUUGAGUGAUAUAAAUUUGGAGAGAAAAUCACGAACACACUGCUGGAGUUUUUGAUUUUUCUAACUUUCGUUUGCUGUGCCGCAGACCUGAGAUGGUGGUGGGGUGGUACCACUCGCAUCCGGGCUUUGGCUGCUGGCUUUCCGGGGUAGACAUAAACACCCAGCAGGUUUCUGCCACUAUCUCCUUGCAUCAUUUUGCAGCAAUUAUAAUUCCUUUCAUUCGCGGGGUUUCAUCAUCUUCCCAUAAUUAAUGUGAAUCAGCUCUGGUUUCAUUUCCUCUUCCAGAAACCAACACGCAUCCGUUGAUUUGAGAUGACAAUGGAUUCUGGUCUCAUGUUUCCUUAAUCUGGACACACACCACUCUCCUCUUCCCUUCCCCCAUCUGCAGAGCUUCGAAGCCUUGAAUCAGAGGGCCGUCGCAGUGGUGAUCGAUCCCAUCCAGAGUGUCAAAGGGAAGGUGGUCAUCGACGCCUUCCGCCUGAUCAACCCCCAAACCAUGAUGCUCGGCCAGGAGCCCCGCCAGACCACCUCAAACCUCGGCCACCUCAACAAGCCCUCCAUUCAGGUGACCCUUUCUUCCCCCUCUCUCUCUCUUUCUCUCUCUCUCUCUCUGUGAUGGCAGUAGCUGAUGGGGGGAUCUGGCGCAGGCGCUCAUCCACGGGCUGAACCGGCACUACUACUCCAUUGCGAUAAACUACAGGAAGAACGAGCUGGAGGAGAAGAUGCUGCUGAACCUGCACAAGAAGAAGUGGACAGACGGGCUGACCCUGCAGCGGUUCGACGCCCAUUCCAAGACCAACGAGCAAACGGUGCAGGUGGUGCUCGCCCUCGCCGCCGCCAUAGCUUACCAUUCCUUUUGGCACCGAAGAUUUCCUUCUGAAUGAAUCUUCCCCUCGAAAAUUGGGUGGAACAGGAGAUGCUGAGCCUGGCCGUGAAGUACAACAAGGCCGUCCAGGAGGAGGACGAGCUCCCCCCGGAGAAGCUGGCCAUCGCCAACGUGGGCAGGCAGGACGCGAAGAAGCACCUGGAGGAGCACGUCUCCAACCUCAUGUCCUCCAACAUCAUCCAGACCCUGGGCACCAUGCUGGACACCGUCAUCUUCUAG